This is a messenger RNA of Catharus ustulatus (Swainson's thrush), 2982 nucleotides long. RefSeq names its product 5-hydroxytryptamine receptor 6 (gene HTR6). The record is from RefSeq and is a predicted model, not a curated record. NCBI's taxonomy places the organism in Eukaryota, Metazoa, Chordata, Aves, Passeriformes, Turdidae. The coding region runs from base 918 to 2192 and encodes 424 amino acids. Gene Ontology annotation, molecular function: neurotransmitter receptor activity; G protein-coupled serotonin receptor activity. The transcript has 3 exons. Gene Ontology annotation, cellular component: dendrite; membrane. Gene Ontology annotation, biological process: G protein-coupled receptor signaling pathway, coupled to cyclic nucleotide second messenger; chemical synaptic transmission.
CAAGUGAAAGUCGGGCUGGCACCUGCACACACCCACUCUCACACCUCCCUGCGGGCUGGACGCUCCUCUGCCGCGGGAGAAAUCCCUUCCACACUCCGGAUCUUCCUCCUCCCGGCGGGCUUGGCUGGGAGCAGCAUCCCGGUCCUCGCGUGAGGCUGCUCUGCCGCUCCUGGCGGCUCCGGCUGCGGCAGCGGCGGGCACGGAGGAGCUCUGGGACCCCGGGGACAGAGCUCUGCAGGGAGCCCAGCUCAGCUGGGGGCGACAGCUGAGCCUCGGGGGCUCAGAGCAUCAUCCCCAGCAUCUGGAGCAUCCUGGAGUCCAGAGCAUCCGCAGCGUCCAGGGUGUCCUGGGUACAGAGCAGCCCUGGCAUUUGGAAUAUCCUGGGUACAGAGCAUCCCUGGCAUCUGGAACACCCUGGGAUGCAGAGCAGCCCUGGCAUCUGGAACAUCCUGGGAUGCAGAGCAUCCCCAGCAUCUGAAGUAUCCUGAGUGCAGAGCAUCCAGAGCACCUUGGUGUUGUAUUAUUUCCUGGUCCAGUGCAUCCAGAGCAUCAGGGUAUCCAAAGCAUCCUGCCAUCCCUGGCAUCUUGAGAACCCUGCCAUCCAGCCCGUCCCCAGCAGCCAGAAGCAGCAUCCAGGGACAUCCCAGAGCAGGAGAAUUUACAGGCACGAGGAACUGCUGUGAGUAAUGGGGAGGGAACCUUGGUCCUGCUGAUCGGCUCCUGGGAAUGUCACUCUGCCCUGAGUGCCAGUGAAGAGAGAGAGAGGGGGAAGAGAGGGAGAGGAGGAGGUGAGGAGACGGAGGACAGGCACAGAGCAGACAGAGAUGAUCCUCCUUUCCCAGUCCUGGUGAUGAUCACGCAGCACAGGCCACGCCAGAGCAGGUCCCAGCCCCAGAGCCAGCCCUGCCCCAGCCCUCAUGGAGGGGGACCUGGGGGCCCCCAAUGCCAGCGUGCUGGGGGAGCACUCCCUGCUCGUGGGCAGCAGCUGGGUGGCCGCCUUCCUCUGCUUCAUCAUCCUGCUGACCACAGCAGGCAACUUCCUCCUCAUCCUCCUCAUCAUCACCCAGCGCUCCCUCCGCAACACCUCCAACUAUUUCCUGGUGUCCCUCUUCAUGUCGGACCUGAUGGUGGGGCUGGUGGUGAUGCCCCCAGCCAUGCUCAACCAGCUCUACGGCCGCUGGGUGCUGCGGGGGGACUUCUGCUCCCUCUGGGCCUCCUUUGAUGUCAUGUGCUGCAGCGCCUCCAUCCUCAACCUGUGCGUCAUCAGCCUGGACCGCUACCUGCUCAUCACGUCCCCGCUCAGGUACAAGCUGCGCAUGACGUCCUGCAGGGCCCUGGCGCUCAUCCUGGCCACCUGGACCUUGGCCGCGCUGGCCUCCUUCCUGCCCAUCAAGAUGGGGUGGCACGAGCUGGAGUUUGAGGUGCGGCCCCUGAAUGUCACGGGGCGUGGGGACGAGGAGCAGUGCCGGCUGCUGGUCAGUCUGCCCUACGCCCUGGUGGUCUCCUGCCUCACCUUCUUCCUGCCCUCGGCCGCCAUCUCCUUCACCUACUGCCGCAUCCUGCUGGCAGCGCGCAAGCAGGCGGUGCAGGUGGCGUCCCUGGCCUCCAACGUGGCCACCACUGACGAGGCCACGCCACAGGUCCCACGUGUCCCGAGCCAGCCCCUGGCCAGCAGUGAGAGCAGGAGGUUCACCAACAAGCACAGCAAGAAGGCUCUGAAGGCCAGCCUGACCCUGGGCAUCCUCCUGGGCAUGUUCUUCGUGGCCUGGCUGCCCUUCUUUGUCACCAAUGUGGCUCAGGCAGUUUGUGACUGUGUCCCAGCUGGAUUCUUCGAUGUGCUCACCUGGCUGGGCUACUGCAACAGCACCAUGAACCCCAUCAUCUACCCACUCUUCAUGAGGGACUUCAAGAGAGCCAUGGGCAAGUUCCUGCCCUGCUGCCGGCGCUCGGCAGAGCCCCGGCCCAGCGCCAUCUCCCUGUCCAUGAGGAACUCCAACAGCGGGCCCCGCGCCGCCACCUCCCUCAAGAACGUGCUCAGCCUGCAGGCUGACACCGACUCUGUGGAUUCUGGGGCACCAGGGAGCGAGCCCAGGCUGCUCCCAGCCCCGCCGGGCCCUGCUGCUCGCUCCGUCAGCCUUUGGGACGCGGAGCGCCCCGACACGGAGCCGCAGCUCAGCACUCCUGUGGCCUGAGCGGGGCAUACACUGCUGGCUGUGCUGGCAAGGAUCCCCCAGGAGCCCAGCACAAACCCUCUGGUGGGAGCUGAUUUGCCACAAGCCAUCUCCCAAACGCCCUGUUCCAGCACGUGGAGCAGCUCAUGGAGGGGAUGGUGGCCCCAGGCACUGUCACAAGGAGGAUCAAGCCGUGCAAAGACAGGGUUGCUGCUGAGUUAACCUGCCUUGUCUCUCUCUCUUUCAUCCCUCCUGUGCUCACAGUCACCAUCCCCUAACCCUUGCUGUGGCCUUUCCAUCUCUGGUGAAUCUGAACCUCAGAUUCCAGACUCUGUGUCUCCUUAACCCCAAACCAAGGCUUGGUUUUGCUCAGCAGAUCUCCUCCCAGUGCACCAAGAGGAGUGGUGGAAAAACCUCAAAAACCUCCUGUGGCUCACGGACAAGAGGUCUGGGGCUGCUUCAGCAGGAGCACAGGUUUGGGGUGCUUCAGCCCAUGGAACAUCACAUGUCCCUGGAGCUGGAUCUCCUCACUGGAGUUGUGUCUGUGUCAGGUUCCUGUCACACUCCAGCUCAGCGGCACCGCCGUGUCUUGUCAUGCAGAGCUGCACUGUGGGGGCUGAAUUUGCUGCAGAACGUCCAACACGGAUUUCUGGAGGCUCAGUGGGGGUGUGGCGUGCGACUCACGGUGGCUCCGUGGGUGUCUCACAGCAGUGAUGGGAUCUGCUCCUCCCACAGGCUCCAUCCCACAGCUUCCCACCCUGGCACAGGACCAUCUCACCUCCCUCUGACAAUCCAUCAUGUCCUUGAUGAU